GUUAUCUGCUCGACACCAAAGUGUUAAACAGGAUGGCAAAACCUACAAAUGAGAAAAAAAGUGACACGCUGAAAAAAUUGAAUAGAAUCGAGGAAAUGAAGUUUUAACCGGAAUUGUGAGUUUUUCCCCUAUAAAAACAACCUUUAAAAUGAGACGCAUUCAGUUUAGCUUUAGAGAGUAUGAGAUGAAUACCUUCAACAGCAAUGUUCUCUUGGGAAAUGGCAUUUUCCUUCUGGUCAUUGCCAUUGCCACUUGUCUAACAAAUGGGACUCUCUUGGUCACAAUAUACCGAAAUCCCCUUCGCUGUUUCAGGACAACAAGUGGGGUACUGAUUGCUGCUUUAGGAGUGACUAAUAUCAUGACCGGGGUCGUAACUGCCUCUAAUGUGGGAAUUUCCAACAUCUUGAAUUCCCAAGGAUUACAUUCCUAUCACAUUAGAGGGUUUCUCCAAGAAGACCUCGUUUCYCAGUUCACAGUGAGAUGUGGAAUCUUUUGCAUCACUGCUAUGUCGUUUGAGCGGCUCAUCGCUGUGAAGUUCCCUUGCUUCUACCGAGACCACAUCACAACGAAAGUGACCAAAGGCGUUGCUUACCUUAUYUGCCUCGUCGUGCUCUUAAUCAGURUAAUAGAAGUAGUAAUCGGCCCUGUCCCGGCGUUUAACGAAGUUGCUCUUCAUGGCCUCUUCGUCACUCCAUUUGCCCUCAUCACUCUCAACUUCAUCGCCACAUACGCUACGAUAAAACUUCACUAUUACAUCGUGAAAAAGACCGUAUUCCCGUUAAACAGCGAAAGAACGCAAUGUAUGCGGUGUCUAAAGAAAGAAGCAGAUCUCUUUGGCACGACAGGUCUUGUUUUUGGCGGAUUUGUAAUCUCUUGUUGUCCAUGGUUGGUCGUUCUUGCCAUAACAACAUACUGGCCGUUGUACACAAAGGAAAGUUGGUAUUUUGUUCUGCAAAGGUCAAGUUAUCCCUUCCUAUACUUUAACACAGCCAUCAAUCCUGUUAUUUAUGCUUGCCGUAUCCGUAAAUACCGCACAUCCAUACUAAAGGCUAUCUUGGGAAGGAGGCUGUCCACAAAGAAGCCCAAAGUCGCAUGGCUCAACAAGUCAAUGAAAAAGUACUUCAAAAACAACUGAAAUGAACUGAUUGCUUUAGCAGAUAACUAUGAUAUUAGUUUAUGCUACGAUACAACACUUUAUUACCGUUUGUCAGUGCACAUAUUUUAGUAGUAGCAAAAGUUGUGCAGUAUAAAACCAUGCUUUCACAUUAAAACUGAAGUUGCAGUAGGUUAAGUUUCGUUUUUUUUUUCUUGCAAUACAGGUUGUUACACACUAUAUAAAG
Exaiptasia diaphana is the source of this 1340-nucleotide messenger RNA. RefSeq names its product alpha-1A adrenergic receptor-like. Gene Ontology annotation, molecular function: G protein-coupled receptor activity. The record is from RefSeq and is a predicted model, not a curated record. The transcript has a single exon. The coding region runs from base 149 to 1135 and encodes 328 amino acids. Gene Ontology annotation, biological process: G protein-coupled receptor signaling pathway. Gene Ontology annotation, cellular component: membrane. NCBI's taxonomy places the organism in Eukaryota, Metazoa, Cnidaria, Anthozoa, Actiniaria, Aiptasiidae.